Messenger RNA from Camponotus floridanus (Florida carpenter ant), 1437 nucleotides. RefSeq names its product surfeit locus protein 4 homolog (gene Surf4). Lineage: Eukaryota; Metazoa; Arthropoda; Insecta; Hymenoptera; Formicidae. Gene Ontology annotation, cellular component: endoplasmic reticulum; membrane; endoplasmic reticulum-Golgi intermediate compartment. The coding region runs from base 210 to 1022 and encodes 270 amino acids. Gene Ontology annotation, biological process: Golgi organization. The transcript is spliced from 3 exons. The record is from RefSeq and is a predicted model, not a curated record.
GGGUGCAAUGGAGUACGUAUCUCUCCUUGGAUUGAGAGGUUGGGAUUCUCACCACACAUACAUGUGACGUAACCCUUCCCCCCCGCGCAUUCCUUUCAACGCCAACGCCACGCAGCGCAGCGAGGCGCGCGCCGCGCCACUUGUGUGCGCGCACGUGUAUACGUCAGUGUGCGUAUGGGAGACUUUUGGGUUUUUGAAUAAGGCACACAAUGGUGGUCUCGCAGGAGGUGCUCUCGAGGGCGGAGGAGGUCGCCGACCAGGUAAUCCGCAAUGGUAAACACGUGCUUCCAACAUUAGCACGAUUGUGUCUCAUUGCUACUUUCCUAGAGGAUGGCUUGCGGAUGUGGUUUCAAUGGAGCGAGCAACGAGAAUAUAUGGAUGCAUCAUGGGGCUGUGGAAAAUUUCUAGCCACCGUCUUCGUUCUCGUGAAUCUUAUUGGGCAACUCGGUGGAUGUGUCAUGGUGAUCAGUAGAUGGCGAGUCAUCAUAGCUUGCUGCGUUUUGUUCUUCAUUGUGAUUCUGCAGACAAUUGCAUACAGCAUACUAUGGGACAUGCAAUUCCUAUUCAGGAAUCUAGCGUUAAUAGGAGCGCUUCUAUUGGUGCUGGCAGAGUCGCGAGUCGAAGGUAGAUCACUUUUUGCUGGUGUGCCCAGUCUUGGUGAUAACAAACCUAAGAAUUUACUGCAAUUGGCUGGCCGAGUUUUGUUGGCGUUCAUGUUCGUCACCCUAAUUCGCUUCGAGAUAUCUUUUCUACAAAUCCUCCAAGACAUUGUUGGCAGCAUCCUGAUGGUAUUAGUGACAGUCGGCUACAAAACUAAGCUGAGCGCAUUACUACUUGUCGUUUUAUUAACUGCAUUAAACUUCUACCAUAAUGCAUGGUGGACCAUUCCUGACUAUAAACCACUCAGGGAUUUUCUCAAAUACGACUUCUUCCAGACACUUUCAGUCAUCGGAGGUCUCCUGAUGAUAGUCUCCCUAGGUCCAGGUGGAGUAUCGAUGGACGAACAUAAAAAAGAAUGGUAGAAGCGAUCCUACUUAUGAAUGUGGAUACGUUAUCAGGUUGUUGUCAGGAAAGUUAAAACGAAUUAUUGUCUCCUAUCCCUUUGUAUGCUCAAAGAAAUCCUCAACAAAUCAUUGUGUGUUAAACGACAAGAAACCCGGUUACGUCGAUUUCGGUCCAAUGCAGUCAUUCUGUGUGUAAUCAGUUAACUGAGAUUCAUAUUUUAACAUUAUGACGAAAAUAAUCGAAAAGAGAAGGAAAAAGAUAAGCACAUGCAGAUAAAGACUAUAUUACAGAUAAUGGCAUUGUACAUAUGACACUGCAUCUAACACGGAUAUUGUAUUUUUUCCUAUCUAUGUUUUCAAUUAUUUUUAAUUGUGAGUUGAUUAUUUUGAGAUUCGAGUUUUAGUAUUGAAUAUAUGCUUCCAUUAUUCCGAA